Colletotrichum scovillei is the source of this 2588-nucleotide messenger RNA. RefSeq names its product WD domain-containing protein. Gene Ontology annotation, cellular component: cytoplasm. The record is from RefSeq and is a predicted model, not a curated record. The coding region runs from base 1 to 2502 and encodes 833 amino acids. NCBI's taxonomy places the organism in Eukaryota, Fungi, Ascomycota, Sordariomycetes, Glomerellales, Glomerellaceae. Gene Ontology annotation, biological process: tRNA methylation. Gene Ontology annotation, molecular function: protein binding. The transcript is spliced from 3 exons.
AUGGUCAUGGGCCACAUCUCGCGCAUCUGGCACGUCAGGUUCCCGCUCGGAGGCCUCGACGAGCUGGCGAAGGGUCGUCCCGCGACGGUGUACUCUUUUGGCGAGGACUCUACGCUGCAGGCCUGGUCUCUGGCCGGCAGGGAGGCGCCCGUCGUCGCUGCGAGCAUCACGUACAAGGAGACGUAUGCCCGCCACGACGGGAAACACAUCUGGGCUACCGCCGUCACGGAGAAGGCUGACGGGCAGGUUCUGGUCGCCACGGGCGGCGCGGAUAGUAAGAUCAAUCUAUUCUCGGACCGGUCGCUCGUUGAUGGCAGCAGCAGCAGCAACACAACGGCAUCUAAGCUGCGAGAACUGCCGAGCGAGCUGCAGACUUUGGUGAUGCGGGACGUGGUCAGCAAGCUGGCCCCACGAAACCCUGACCACGCGAUCCCCUUGGAGACAAAAGAAGCCUUUCAACGUUUCGCGUUCGUCCGCGAGGACACCAUCGUCGCGACGAGCACCACCGGCCGUCUCCUCGUCGGCUCCUUUGGACCGGAACUCACAUGGACACAGAUCGGGACCGACGGAGAGACGAUGCGCGCCCUGAAUGCCUGCACAAGCUUGAAGAGCCCGGCGCCGGGCCUGGCGCUGAUAGGCACGGCCAACAAGAAGAUUCUGCUCUACCGCGACUCGACUGUACAGCAAGUCGGCACUGUACCCGGUAAGGUAGCAGACAUAUUCCCCCUGCGAAAAUCUUCGGCAGAGGACAAGGGGGCAUCGGAUAAGAAGCUCGAGUUCCUCGUCACCAUGCUAGGUAGCGGGGACGCUAUGCAAAUCCUCACGCUCGACCUCGAUGCCUCGGCCGUCACUUCCAUGGUGCCCGUCCCCGAGCUCGACAGCAGGUUCGUCGUCACGGCCGCCUGCCAGGUCAACGAUCUCCUCGUCCUCGGCUCGCGGCACGGCUACCUCAUCCCGUUCCCGGCACCGGACCGCCGCUCCGGCGACGCAAUCACAUCCAUCAACGUCUUCCCCACCUCAUCUACUGCCUCGGCGGCGGCGGCAUCGCACAUCAUCACGACGAGCCGCGACGGAAACUAUCGCGUCUACGAAACCUCCGACUCCGGCAUCCACCUGCGCCACGAGACCGCGCCCGCAGCGGUGCCGAACCUCGAAGACGCAUGGCUGUCCGACAGCGGCGACCUGAUUCUCUGCGGCUUCCGCAGCAAGAACUUCAUCGUCUGGAACGAGACGCGGCACGAGGAGAUCCUCCGCGUCGACUGCGGCGGCGCGCACCGCGCCUUUGCCUACACCCGGCAGGGCCAGCAAAACAGCAACAGGGACGGAGACCGAGACCACGGCAUGCGCUUCGUCUUCAACAAAGCCGCCACCUUGGGAGUCUACACCCAGCACAGCCCCUCCGUCGCCGCAACCCACCACCGCACCCUCAAGCGCGGGUCCCACGGCCGCGAGGUCCGCGCCAUCGCGUACUCGGGGCACUCUAGGAACUCUGGGCCUCGUCGCUACAUCGCCACCGGCUCUGAGGAUACUUCGAUCCGAAUCUGGGAGUACACCACGGCCGGCGGUGCUUCGCAUGAUGAAAGACGAGAGCUGCGCUGCGUCAAGGUUGUCAAGGUCCACACCGCAGGGUUACAAUCCCUCAAGUGGCUUGGCGAGGACCUGCUCUUCAGCUGCAGCGGAAACGAGGAGUUCAUGGUCUGGCGGGCGUGCGACCUCGGCGGUAGGGGGCUGGGGUUGAUGCGCGAGGCCGUGUUUGCGGAUAAGAGCGAGGACGGGGACCUUCGGAUCACGAGCUUCGACGUCGUGGCGCUGGACAAGGAAGAGAACGGCAGCGUCGCCGUCACCAUGGCCUUUUCCAACUCGUUUGUCAAGACGUACCGGUAUACACCCGGCCAAGGCUUCGAGCUACUCUUCAAGGGACAGUACACCGGCGCCUGUCUCACGCAAGCGCGGCACCUCCGGGUCAGGGAGGGCGUGUUUGAUGUCAUUACGGCCGCGACGGACGGGUGUCUUGCUAUCUGGCGGUCUCGGAGAUCCGAGUACGUCCUGCGGCACACGGAGCGGAUUCACCAGAGUAGUAUCAAGGCCCUCGACGUGCAUUUCACGUCCGAUGACAGGGUUGUGGUCCUUACCGGCGGCGACGACAACGCGUUGGGCAUCGUCACGCUCGUUUCAGGCAGCAGCAGCAACAGCGACUCUGAUAACGAGAAUGACAGCGGUUUCGAGACCGUAACGAGAGCCGGUGUCAGGAAAGCGCACGCGGCGGCCAUCAACGGGCUCACGGUCCUCGGGGAACGAGGAGGCCGGGUAGAUUUUGUGACGGUCAGUAAUGACCAGCGGGUCAAGAUGUGGUGGCUCGGUUGGCGCGAGGGGGUAGAGGAGAUCACGUUGCUGGCGGACGAGUACAGCGGCGUGGCAGAUGCCGGCGACGUUGAGAUUAUUGGAGAUGGCAAGGUUGCUGUCGGCGGUGUUGGGCUGGAGGUUUGGGAUUGGAAGUCUUGAGGGGUUUGGAAAUGACAAGGAGGGCUCGAUUGGCAGAAAAGCAUGACAUGGCUAGACAAAAUAGAUAUGAAGUAGAUGAUGGGAAC